This is a messenger RNA of Stomoxys calcitrans (stable fly), 1160 nucleotides long. It is a transcript of the gene Mat1, whose product is annotated as CDK-activating kinase assembly factor MAT1. Lineage: Eukaryota; Metazoa; Arthropoda; Insecta; Diptera; Muscidae. Gene Ontology annotation, molecular function: cyclin-dependent protein serine/threonine kinase activator activity. Gene Ontology annotation, cellular component: transcription factor TFIIH holo complex. The transcript has a single exon. The record is from RefSeq and is a predicted model, not a curated record. Gene Ontology annotation, biological process: positive regulation of cyclin-dependent protein serine/threonine kinase activity; regulation of transcription by RNA polymerase II; nucleotide-excision repair. Bases 99 to 1046 code for a protein of 315 amino acids.
AUGCCGUGGAUAGCAUUAGACAGCUGUUGUUCAUAUUUGUUUGCACAUCUCGCCGGUUAAAAACAGAAAAAACAUAUUUUUAUUAAAAACCAUAUAAAAUGGAUGAUCAGGCCUGUCCACGAUGUAAAACAACAAAAUACCGCAACCCAUCACUUAAGUUGAUGGUCAAUGUAUGUGGGCAUACACUAUGCGAAUCGUGUGUGGACCUACUUUUCUUAAAAGGAUCUGGCUCUUGCCCUCAGUGCAAUGUGGCACUGAGACGCAACAAUUUUCGCAUACAACUGUUCGAAGACCCUAUGGUCGAAAAGGAAGUUGAUAUUCGUAAACGCAUACUCAGGGAUUACAAUAAGAAAGAAGAUGACUUCAAUUCAUUGCAAGAAUACAAUGACUAUUUGGAGGAGAUUGAGACUAUCAUCUUUAAUCUUUGCAACAACAUCGAUAUCAUAGGCACAAACAAACGAAUUGAACAAUACAAAAAGGACAAUCGUGAAAUCAUACAACGCAACCGAACACGUAUGGGUCGUGAAGAGUACGAGCUGGAAGAAAUGCUCGAAUUGGAGAAGACCCAGGAAGAGGCUAGACGUCAGGAACUUUUAAACCUCGAAGUGGAACAAAAAAAGAAGAAGGCUCGUGAGAAGGAGGCACUCAUCGAUGAACUUAUGUGCAGUGGUAAAGAUGCCACAGCCAUUGUCAGCGAAUUUGCUGAAAAGGUUGAGAAGUUGCGUGAAGAAGAAAAGAUUUUACCUCCACCUAAACCGGCGACACAGUUCUCGUCAGGCAUUAAAUUUGGUCGCUCGGCAGAUCAUCAAUUCCUGCCAGUACCCAAAGUAGAAGAAGGGCCCGUGUAUAUACAUCAAAGGCCGGUACUUUUCAUGGAAGGUCCGGCUGCACCUCCUCUAAUAGAAAUUGAAAAACGUGGUUAUAUGUCUCAUGUCCGAGCAGAGAAUAUCACCGAAAGAGCUGGUGGCUAUCGAGCAACCUAUGCCUGUCAACGGGCUCUACUGGAAGCUAUGCAGGGUCUAUUCCAUGGCGCUAUUACGAAUUAACCACGUAGGCACCAAUUCAAAGAAUUGUUAAGUUAUUUAAGGAAAUGAUUCGUUAAGAAAGUUAACCAGUAGUUUAUAUUCUAAGUAAAACAGCAAAUAAAACAAAAAACUCCA